Gadus chalcogrammus (walleye pollock) is the source of this 1185-nucleotide messenger RNA. It is a transcript of the gene gnrhr4, whose product is annotated as gonadotropin releasing hormone receptor 4. Gene Ontology annotation, biological process: G protein-coupled receptor signaling pathway. Gene Ontology annotation, molecular function: peptide binding; gonadotropin-releasing hormone receptor activity. The record is from RefSeq and is a predicted model, not a curated record. Lineage: Eukaryota; Metazoa; Chordata; Actinopteri; Gadiformes; Gadidae. Gene Ontology annotation, cellular component: membrane.
AUGUUCCACCAAGCCGCCGAGGAGGCCAGCGGGAACGCCAGCUGCGAGGAGCAGCCCUCCCCCGUCCCCUCCUCCUCCUCCGCUGCCGCCUGCAACUCCAGCGCGGGCGGGGGAGGGGGGGACGCGCUCCUGCUGCCCACCUUCUCCACCGCCGCCAAGGCGCGGGUCGUCAUCACCUUCACCCUGUGCGCCGUGUCCGCCGUGUGCAACCUGGCCGUGCUGUGGGCCGCCAGCCACGGCGGCCGCCGCAAGUCCCACGUCCGCAUCCUGAUCGUGAACCUGACGGCGGCCGACCUGCUGGUCACCUUCAUCGUGAUGCCCGUGGACGCGGCGUGGAACAUCACCGUGCAGUGGCAGGCGGGAGACGUGGCCUGCCGGGCCCUCAUGUUCCUCAAGCUGGUGGCCAUGUACUCGUGCGCCUUCGUCACCGUGGUGAUCAGCCUGGACCGCCACUCGGCCAUCCUCAACCCGCUGGGCAUCAGCGAGGCCAAGAGGAGGAGUCAGAUCAUGCUGUCGGUGGCGUGGACCAUGAGCGUGCUGCUCUCGCUCCCGCAGAUCUUCAUCUUCCACAACGUGACCAUCACGGUGCCAGAGCGCUUCACCCAGUGCACCACUCGCGGGAGCUUCGUGCAGCACUGGCAGGAGACUGUCUACAACCUGUUCACCUUCGUGUGUCUCUUCCUGCUGCCCCUGGUCAUCAUGAUCUUCUGCUACGCCCGCAUCCUGGUGGAGAUCUCCAGCCGCAUGGGGAGAGGCAGCCGGCUCUCUCGAGAGGUCCACCUCCGCCGCUCGCACAACAACAUCCCCAAAGCCCGCAUGAGGACCUUGAAGAUGAGCAUCGUCAUCGUCACGUCCUUCAUCGUUUGCUGGACCCCCUACUACCUGCUGGGCCUGUGGUACUGGCUGUUCCCCGAGGACAUGGAGGAGACCGUGUCCCACUCGUUGACGCACAUGCUGUUCAUUUUCGGCUUGUUCAACGCCUACGCACUGCCUACCCAUCCCACGCUCACCCACGGCCUAUUCACCAUCCACUUCCACCACCGGCCGACGGCGGGCCCCGUCGGCGGCAGCGAGCAGAGGGGCCAGCAGGAGGAGACCUGCCACAGCGUUAAGAGCAGCUUUGUGUCCGUUAGCAACGGGAGCCAGGACGACGCCCAGAAGUCCGGCCCCAUCAGCCAGGUGUAA